UCUGGCUGCAACUUCACGUUAUUUACGACCAACGUUUGCCGCGUUUACGUGCUCGUCGCCGGUCCGCGAAAAAACGGGUGGGAAUAUUAAUUAAUUCUCUUUACGUCGUUAAUUAUGGUACAAAUCGGAUCACGUCCCGCGUCCCAACAUCGUGAUCGCGAUCGCACACGUGAAAUUAAUCUCGUCGGUCGCGAAUCUCCUUUGUUCUCCCGAAAAAGCGCGACUCGAGCCGCCGAAAAUUUGGCGCGCAAAUUUACGAGGGAGCGGAUCGCGAGAAUUUUCGGGCAAUUUCGACGCGAGAUUUUCCGCAGUUGUUCGACGUUGUCGGUCGUUUUCUAAGUAGGCGAUCGCGCGUUUCCGAUCGUACUAAUUAGACUCCUACAUAUUGCAUUUAUUGGCGACACCUGAGUGCGUCGUGGGGGAAGUCGCCGUCACAAGUUAGCCUCGAAAAAAACGACGACAGGAAAACGGAGCAUCGGUUUCAUUCGCGCGCAAAUAAUCUCGCGUUCCUCGCAUUUUAUGAGAACGCGUCGAAGAUGGUGAUAAUUACCGGGCGUCGUUGCGAAUCGCGAACGAAAAAAUUAACGCGAGUGCAUGCGAGUGUUUCGAAGCUUCUACGAGAAAAGGAGGAGGUCCGGGGCGACAUCGGGCAACGACGGAGCAAUUAUAUGUUUACCAACUUUGCUGAUGUGCAUCGUAUAUCGACAAUACGAUAACUACAACAAAAUCAACAACUCCACUGCUAUGCAUCAGUCGUGGCGUAACUUCCCUUGGGAGAACGAGGAGAGGAAGAGUCCAGAGGGUGGAAAAGAGAGAGAGAGAGAAGAAGGAAGGGCUGCAGGCAACGACGGUGGUGGCGGCGACGAAGGGCGGGGGAGGCGGCGGGGUGAACCGGAACCGGAAAUGGCUGCGAGGUGGCUGCUGCUGGCGCUCCUCGCCGCCCACGCCGCGGCUCUUCCUGAUUUCAUUAGGAUAGGUGGGCUGUUUCAUCCGUCGGACGACAAGCAGGAAGUGGCCUUUCGCUACGCCGCGGAGAAGAUCAACGCCAACCGGGACAUCCUGCCCAAGUCUCGACUCAGCGCCCAGGUCGAGGUGAUACAACCGCAAGAUAGUUUCCACGCUUCGAAACGAGUGUGCCAUUUGCUACGAAAUGGUGUAGCAGCGAUUUUUGGACCGCAGAGCGCGCACACGGCGUCUCACGUGCAGAGCAUUUGCGACACCAUGGAAAUUCCGCACUUGGAGACACGCUGGGACUACCGGCUUAGACGACAGAGCUGCCUCGUCAACCUCUAUCCUCACCCUACUACUUUGUCUAAGGCGUACGUCGAUCUGGUGAAGGCCUGGGGCUGGAAGAGUUUCACCAUUAUCUACGAGAACAACGAGGGGCUCGUGCGAUUGCAGGAACUUCUGAAAGCGCAUGGACCCAGCGAAUUUCCUAUUACAGUCAGACAGCUGAGCGAGGGAUCGGAGUAUCGACCGUUGCUAAAACAAAUCAAGAAUUCCGCGGAAUCACACAUCGUCCUGGACUGCUCGACCGAGAGAAUCUACGACGUGUUGAAACAGGCGCAGCAGAUCGGAAUGAUGAGCGACUAUCACAGCUACCUUAUCACUUCCCUGGACUUGCAUACCGUCGACUUAGAAGAAUUCAGGCACGGCGGGACCAAUAUCACUGCCUUUCGAUUAGUGGACCCGGAGAAGCCAGAAAUCCAGAAGGUAAUCCAGGACUGGAUCUACGGUGAGAAGCGCUAUAAUCGCGAGCUCGAUAUGGGACAGAACAGCAACAAGAAUAAUCUCACAACUAUAAAGACUGAAACAUCCUUACUGUACGAUGCCGUCCAUCUCUUCGCCAAGGCAUUGCACGAUCUCGACACGUCUCAGCAAAUCGAUAUCAAGCCGUUAUCCUGCGAGUCAACAGACACUUGGCCUCACGGAUAUUCACUUAUUAACUAUAUGAAGAUCGUGGAAAUGACGGGGCUGACAGGUAUUAUCAAGUUCGAUCAUCAGGGUUUUCGCUCUGACUUUGUCCUAGACAUCAUCGAACUGAAUAGCAAAGAGGGAUUGAAGAAAAUCGGUACUUGGAACAGUACCAAGGGUAUCAACUUCACGAGGAGUUACGGCGACGUUUACACUCAAAUCGUUGAAAACUUGCAAAAUAAGACUUUUAUCGUGACGACCAUACUGAGCGCGCCGUACUGCAUGCGGAAGGACACGAGCGAGAAGCUCACCGGAAACGCGCAAUUCGAAGGCUACAGCGUCGACUUGAUUUACGAGAUAUCGCGGCUGCUUGGAUUCAAUUAUACGUUCCGGCUUGUGCCGGACGGACGUUACGGAGGGUACAAUAAGCAGACGAAGGAGUGGGAUGGGAUGAUGAAGGAGCUGCUUGAUCAGAAGGCCGAUCUCGCGAUCGCCGAUCUCACCAUCACGUACGAUCGGGAACAGGCUGUCGACUUCACCACGCCGUUCAUGCCUUUAGGGAUCAGCAUACUUUACCGCAAACCCAUAAAGCAACCGCCGAAUUUGUUCUCGUUCCUCAGCCCUCUUAGCCUCGACGUUUGGAUCUACAUGGCGACGGCUUAUCUCGGGGUCUCCGUGCUCCUCUUUAUACUAGCCAGAUUCACACCGUACGAAUGGUACAACCCGCAUCCGUGCAACAAAAAUCCGGAUCGCCUGGAGAAUCGCUUCAAGCUCCUUAACUGCUUGUGGUUCACCAUUGGCUCCCUAAUGCGGCAGGGUUGUGACAUUCUGCCCAAGUUCAGCCCUUACGAGUGGGAGAACCCCCAUCCGUGCAACGGGCAGUCCGAGGUCCUCGAGAACGAGUUCACCCUACUGAACUCGCUCUGGUUCACCAUAGGCUCGCUCAUGCAGCAAGGCUCCGAUAUAGCGCCGAAGGCCGUGUCGACUCGCAUGGUCGCGGGUAUGUGGUGGUUCUUCACCCUGAUCAUGAUCUCCUCUUAUACGGCUAAUCUCGCGGCUUUCCUCACCGUCGAGAGGAUGGAUUCUCCGAUCGAGAGCGCCGAGGAUCUCGCUAAGCAGACAAAAAUCAAGUACGGCGCCCUCAAAGGCGGUAGCACGGCGUCCUUCUUCAGGGAUUCCAAUUUCUCGACGUACCAACGCAUGUGGUCCUUCAUGGAUUCGGCGAAGCCGACGGUAUUUACGUCGAGCAACCUCGAGGGCGUGGAUCGAGUAACCAAGGGGAAAGGCAGUUACGCAUUCCUCAUGGAAUCCACAUCUAUCGAAUACGUAAUCGAGAGGACCUGCGACCUUACUCAAGUCGGCGGUCUCUUAGACUCGAAAGGAUACGGCAUAGCCAUGCCGCCAAACUCGCCAUACAGAACGGCCAUAAACGGGGCCAUCCUGAAGCUCCAGGAGGAAGGGAAGCUUCACGUGCUGAAAACGCGCUGGUGGAAGGAGAAACGGGGUGGCGGAUCCUGCAGGGACGACACCUCGAAGAGCAGCUCGGCGGCGAACGAGCUCGGCUUGGCGAACGUCGGCGGCGUCUUCGUGGUGCUGAUGGGCGGCAUGGGCGUCGCCUGCGUGAUCGCGGUCUGCGAGUUCGUGUGGAAGAGCCGGAAAGUGGCGAUCGAGGAGCGGAAGCAGAAAUCCUCGGGGAAACCGAUCUGCGAAGGUUUUACUGAUCUGCACUAGCGACGGUACGCGCUGCGCUGCGAAAAAGAUUCUUAAACUCAAGCCGUACCUCAAAGCGUAUCCGAUCCGAGUUCAGUGGACCUAAGGAAGAACUCCAUCACGAGUGAUCGGAAAACUGUGUAAAGAUCGUAAAAUUAUAGGGACAAACUAAAUAAUCGGACAGAAGAAGCAACGAGUCUUGGCAUUUCCAAUUUCCCUCCCGAAAUCCUGUCAAAUAAUCUAAUUCGACAAAAUUAUGCAAGACAUAUGUUAAUUAAAAGAAAUAAAUAAAAGAAUAUAAAGUUUCAAUAUUUUGACGAACAGAUGAAUUGGUUCUAUCAAAAUUAUACGAUAUAUAUUAAAUUCUUGUUCAUAAUAUUAUUAAAAUUCGAUUAACGCCAAUUUUUCAAUAGAAAAAUCUAUGAUUAUUCCAACACGUAUAAUAUAAAUAAUCUGAGGCGAAAAGUGACAUAAAAGAAAGAUUGGAAAUGUCAACGUGUUUGCCAUUUGCUCAUAUCAAAACUUAGAUUAACAAACAAAGACUUUCAAGCCUCGCAAUAGGAAAGGCCAGAUCCUCCCUCGCGAAGUCGUAAAUGUCUCAAAAAACGGCGUCAAAAAAUACUAGAAAAAUAAAAAAAUCCGUGGUAUUCACAACCGAAUUUAUAGUGCUGCGGUAACAGACAAACUUUUAAGAACAAUCACGAUUUUAUACCGGCUAGAUAGUGAAUGUAUAGCGUGUGCCAGAUUACAAGACGUUUUACUGUACAUAAUACGUAGCUAACGAGCUAACCAUUGCGUUCGUAAGUGUGCGCGGAGUCCGUUCGCUUCUCGAGAUAAAAAUACGCGAUAAUCGAAGGAGCAAGUGUGGAUACAGAAAAGAUAUAUAUCUUGUCAAAAUUUAUUCCUCUUAACAAUUAAUUAUUUUUUCCCAAGAUUUUUUGCAAAAAGAAAAAAAAAUAGAGAUUAUUAGCAAGAAUAAACACAUAUUUUUAAUCAAUCAUUUUUGCUUAAAAUUAAUUGAAAACGUGAAAUUUGUAAAUUCGAUUAAGUCAUUCUUGAAGUUUGAUAUGUCCGGAACUCUUCAAUAAAUAAUAUUUCCAUUAAAAUAGAACUUCACCAAGAAAAUGUUGAUUUUGAAUUAAAGAACGCACGAUUAUCGAUUCUCAUCUCUUUACGUACACACUUUCUAUAUUCGAUUCAUUUAAAAAUUGUGGCAUGAAUAAAAUUGAUCUAUCUGAACGUAUUAUAUCAAGUAAAUAUUAAAUUGCGUAAAAUAUUACUAUAUCAUCUUUAUCCACCAUGCAUCUUUCUUCUUAAUGUAAAGUACUUCCGAUCCAUGUGUAGAAGCACGCGGACUCCAAAAUUUCGUUAUCGAAUAGACGAAUUUCUGUGUCAUGGCGAAGUAACUUUUAUGAAAAUUGCAAUUUCAAAAAUGUUGCAUUAUUUGUAGCCAUAAGUAAAGUUGAAAGGCCAAGACGCGUUAUGUGACAGUUUAGUAUGACAUUGUUAGUUGUGUCGCAAUGUUUCUUGCUUCUCUCCCGUCACGGAUUCACAGGAGGUGAGCUCAUUUAUUUUUAUAUAUAUUUUAUUAUCAGUUACAUAAAUCCUCAUAGCUUAAAGAAUUCAAUCAAAAUUAAUAUCUUUUAAUAUUUUUAACAUUAACAAAUAUUGAUGAUUAAAAAACAGCACAUUUUUAAAAAUUCUAUAUUUAUAU
Molecule: messenger RNA, 5338 nt
Organism: Nylanderia fulva
Lineage: Eukaryota; Metazoa; Arthropoda; Insecta; Hymenoptera; Formicidae
Gene: KaiR1D
Product: Kainate-type ionotropic glutamate receptor subunit 1D
Biological process (GO): monoatomic ion transport
Cellular component (GO): membrane
Molecular function (GO): ligand-gated monoatomic ion channel activity; signaling receptor activity
Source: RefSeq, a predicted model, not a curated record